AUGGCCCUGCGCGAACUGCCAUUGCGGACCGCCUCUGCGCUGAGCAGAGAUGCGAGGCCUAUAGUAUGUGCGGCCCUGCCACUAUGUCGCCGCAAUGCCUCGACCGACGCCGUGAAAGAGGUGGAAUCUGCAUCGUCACUGGUAGUGCCACCGCCAUCAGAGGAGCUCGUUAAGAACUUCGACCCUGUUGCGCGGAGUAGACUGCGCCGGAGAGGCAAGAAAGAGUUGCCGCCCAGCAGAUACCAAUACCGCUCGCCCAAGUACUACCGCGGGCCUCUGCACCCCCAUCAGCCGCCGCCCGUAUCUGAUCCUGCAUCGCGAGCAUUCCAGCCCGGCCCUUUCAGUCUCCCCCGUCUGGAGCAGACAUACCAGAGCACCAUCGCUUCCGACCUGCUCAGCCUCACAUACCAACACUAUCCGCCCGGCUUCCGCGCGCCCAAGAACGAACAGCGCCUACGAGAAUGGACCGGCGACUCGCCAUACUACAAGAACCGCCCGCUCAGAGGUCCCAGAGGGAAGGGUGAAGUCCUUCGCCUGCUCAAUGAACCUCGCACCUUCCGCAAUAUACCCAAAAUCACAAAAGUCGUCGUUCACUCUUUCGUACCCGAGGCGCAAGAGAACAGUGGCAACCUGCAUGUAGCCGGCAUGAUCUUGCAGGCCAUUACCAACGUACGCGCCAAGUCACAUCGGGCGCGCCACAAUGUAGUCGGCUGGGGACUGCGAGAGGGCAGAUAUGUCGCCGCCACAGCCACCAUGGAACACCAAAACGCAACCGAGUUCCUCGCCAAGCUCAUCGAUGUAGUCCUUCCCAAGAUCAAGGAGUGGAAGGGCGCAAAAGGCUCAUCAGGUGAUGGCCAUGGAAACAUCAGCUUGGGUCUCACCCCCGACCAGCUUGCUCUGUUCCCUGAGAUUGAGGUCAACUAUGAUGCAUACCCCCCGAAGAUGAUCCCUGGUCUGCACAUCACCAUUUGCACAGACGCCACGAGCAACAAGGACGCGCGCCUGCUGCUCCAAGCAAUCGGCCUCCCAUUUUAUGGCAAACUGAACGACUAA
This is a messenger RNA of Parastagonospora nodorum SN15, 1053 nucleotides long. RefSeq lists its product as hypothetical. Gene Ontology annotation, biological process: translation. Gene Ontology annotation, molecular function: RNA binding; structural constituent of ribosome. The record is from RefSeq and is a predicted model, not a curated record. Bases 1 to 1053 code for a protein of 350 amino acids. Lineage: Eukaryota; Fungi; Ascomycota; Dothideomycetes; Pleosporales; Phaeosphaeriaceae. Gene Ontology annotation, cellular component: ribosome; cytosolic large ribosomal subunit. The transcript is spliced from 3 exons.